Molecule: messenger RNA, 3382 nt
Organism: Neltuma alba
Lineage: Eukaryota; Viridiplantae; Streptophyta; Magnoliopsida; Fabales; Fabaceae
Product: probable LRR receptor-like serine/threonine-protein kinase At1g53430
Exons: 24
Coding region: 148-3117 (989 amino acids)
Biological process (GO): protein phosphorylation
Molecular function (GO): protein kinase activity; protein binding; ATP binding
Source: RefSeq, a predicted model, not a curated record
GCCACUAUUUCUACUGCAACAUCCUUAGCUUCUUCUUCUAUCUCUUGCCCUUUGCUAUUGCGUGAUUCUGCAAACUGCUUCUUCCUCGUCCUUCUUCCUUCGCUCCCUCACAGAGUUACUUUCUCCAAACUGCAACAACCAACAUAAAUGGAGUUUGGGAUCUCAAUCUCUAAACUUUUAUAUCUUUUCUUAUUUGGAUGUUUCGCUUUGAAAGCUUUCACAAACUGUGGAUCCGAUGCUCAACUCAUACUAGAAGAUGAAGUGAAAGUUCUAAAAACAAUAUCAUCGAAGAUAGAGAACUUGAAUUGGGAUGUGACCCAACAUUCUUGUGUCGAUGGAAGCUUCAAAAAUGAGACCAUUACAGCGGAUAGCUUCACAAGGAAUGUAAUAUGCGAUUGCAAAUUCUCAAAUGGAAAAGUUUGUCAUGUUACAAAGAUCAUUGCCACGGGUCUCAACUUAUCGGGACUUUUACCAAGUGAAUUUGGAUUCCUUACCUAUCUGCAAGAACUUGAUUUGUCUCACAAUUAUCUAAAUGGAUCAAUCCCAAGGAGCUUUGGUAGACUCCCUCUUGUUACAUUACGCCUUACGGCUAACGCAAUCAGUGGCUCAAUUCCAGACGCUUUUGGUGAAAUUACAUCUUUAGAGAAUUUAGAGUUGAAAGAUAAUCUAUUAGAAGGGACUCUUCCUUCUAGCCUCGGAAAAUUGAUGCAGCUACGCAAGUUGGAUCUUUCUGGAAAUAACUUCUUAGGGACAAUACCCGAAAGUUUUGGUAAUCUGAAAAAACUAGAAUCUAUUUAUUUAGAUGGGACCAAUAUAUCAGGAAAAUUAUCCAAUUUUAUUGGGAAUUGGACCCAACUCCAAGAAAUGUCCCUGGAGGGAACGUCCAUGGAAGGCCCCAUUCCUACAAUCAUAUCUCACUUAACAAAUUUGUCUGAACUGAGAAUAUCUGAUUUGCAUGGACCAGCGAUAAUGAGAUUUCCUAAUCUGGAGAAUUUGACAUCCUUGCGGCGCCUGGUGUUGAGAAAUUGCUCCAUCCAUGAUUCCAUUCCAAAUUAUAUUGGUAAAAUGGAAAACUUAUAUAGAGUAGAUUUGAGCUUCAACAAGUUGACCGGUAUAAUCCCAAACAAUAUAAGUAACUUGACUGCCCUAUAUUACAUGAUUCUAACUGAAAAUUCCCUGACCGGAAAAUUUCCUGAUUGGAUAUUGCAACAGCAAUACAAUUAUGGUUCUUUUGAUUUAUCUUACAACAAUUUUUCGGAGACCUCUGCGACUAAUUGUCAGUACGAAAACUUAAACUUGGUUUCGAGUCUAUCAUCUUCAGCAAACACAUUAUGCACUUGCUUGAAAAGGGGGCUUCCUUGUGGAAGAAAACCAAAGUAUCAUUCAUUGUUCAUAAACUGUGGUGGACCAGAAAUUAAAUAUGAGGGGAAUAAAUAUGAAGGCGAUAUCAAUUCUCAGGAUACCUCAUUCUUUUGCCCCGGUGAUGAUAAAUGGGCUUAUAGCAGCACAGCAGGAAUAACAACAUACUAUAAUCACAUAGCAAAAAAUAGAUUUUCCCUCAACAUUACUGGUCCUGACUUUUACCAAACAGCUCGCAUUUCCCCUCUGUCUCUCAAGUACCAUGGCCUCUGUAUGAUUAAUGGAAAUUACAAUGUCAAGCUAUAUUUUGCUGAGAUUAUGUAUUCUCAUGACCAAAAUUUCAAUAACCUUGGAAGGCGCAUAUUUGAUGUUUCAAUCCAAGGUAGGAAAUAUUUGCAUGAUUUCAACAUUAUCAGGGAAGCUGGUGGCGUUGGUAAGGGCAUUGUCAAGGACUUUAAUGUUGAUGUUAAUGAUAACACCUUGGAGAUUCAUUUGUAUUGGGCUCGAAAAGGAACUAGUUCUAUUCCUAAUGAUAAUAACAGUGUAUAUGGACCUCUUAUAUCUGCUAUUUCAGUCACCCCAAAUUUCAAUAUUCCUUGGAUUUCUGGGGGAGGCAUUGCUGGAAUUGUGGUUGGAUCGUAUGUGUUCCUCAUCAUACUAAUAAUAAUAUUCAUCCUCCGACGAAUGGGCUUACUAGGUGACAGACGUUCAAAAGACAAACAACUUUUAGAUUUAAAAACAGGUUAUUUCUCUUUAAAACAAAUCAAAGAUGCCACUAAUAACUUUGCCCUAGAAAAUAAGAUUGGUGAAGGAGGUUUUGGACCGGUGCACAAGGGUAUACUAUCAAAUGGAGUUGUCAUAGCUGUGAAACAGCUUUCCUCUAAAUCAAAGCAAGGGAAUCGUGAAUUUGUUAAUGAAAUUGGAAUGAUAUCUGCUUUGCAACACCCAAACCUUGUAAAACUUUAUGGAUGUUGCGUUGAAGAAAACCAAUUGCUGCUGAUAUAUGAGUACAUGGAGAACAAUAGUCUUGCUAGAGCUCUUUUUGGUGGUCAAGGACAAAAGAUACAUUUGGACUGGCCUACAAGAAUGAAGAUAUGCGUAGGAAUAGCAAGAGGAUUAGCUUAUCUUCAUGAGGAAUCAAGGCUGAAAAUUGUGCACAGGGAUAUUAAGGCAACAAAUGUCUUACUUGAUAAAGAUUUGAAUGCCAAGAUCUCAGAUUUUGGAUUAGCCAAGCUUGAUGAAGAUGAGAAUACUCAUAUAAGCACAAGAAUAGCAGGAACAAUUGGUUAUAUAGCUCCUGAAUAUGCAAUGCGAGGACACUUAACUGAGAAAGCAGAUGUUUAUAGUUUUGGAGUUGUUGCUUUAGAAAUUGUUAGUGGAAAAAGCAACACAAGUUACAGGCCAAAAGAGGAGUUUGUUUAUCUUCUUGACUGGGCCUAUGUUCUUCAAGAGCAAGGAAACCUUCUUGAGCUAGUGGAUCCAAGCCUUGGUUCAAGCUACUCCUUACAGGAAGUCACGAGAAUGCUGGAGCUGGCACUCCUAUGUACUAACCCAUCUCCAACUCUAAGGCCAUCCAUGUCCUCUGUUGUUGACAUGCUUGAAGGAAAGUUGCCAAUCCAAACCCUAGCAACCAAACGUCAGGAGAGUGACCAACAAGUUGCCAAAUUCAAGGCCUUUGAGAUACAAUUAUCUCAAGAAAGCUAUAGCCAAAUCUUUAGUUCUUCUUCUAUAUCAAGAUCACACGAAAAUGUGAAGUAAAGGGUCGAGGCAACGAAUAGUGCAUCAUCACAGUACAGUUGUAGUAGUUAAACCUUAGCCGCUUCUGCAUUCUCACAUGAAAGUGCGAAGAAAAGAUUUGAAGUAAUGGAUGGCUCAAUGGUCUAAUUAUAUUCCUGUGUUUAUCUUCCAUGUAAUAAAGAUUUCUUUUCAUCUAGUAGGCUUCUUGAGAAUUUCAACUCCGCACGUAGGUUGGGAAACAAGCAUGAAAUUGCAAUCUUUCAUAAACGAGUAGAUAUUAUUCGAA